Messenger RNA from Oreochromis niloticus (Nile tilapia), 2105 nucleotides. RefSeq lists its product as uncharacterized. The record is from RefSeq and is a predicted model, not a curated record. The transcript has a single exon. Lineage: Eukaryota; Metazoa; Chordata; Actinopteri; Cichliformes; Cichlidae. The coding region runs from base 24 to 1919 and encodes 631 amino acids.
UUACAGGCUCAGCUGAUGUUGUUAUGGAAGAUCCCUCUCGAUUAAUUGGGAAUUGUCCAGUGGUGGAAAUAGAAAUGGGGGGUGUUAUAGUUCCCUGCCUGUUGGAUACUGGGUCCAUGGUCACCACUAUUCGAGAGAGUUUCUUUGAGAAGCACUUCAGGUCACAGGGGGUGGGGCAUUUAAAGAAAUGUCAAUGGUUACGCCUUAGGGCAGCUAAUGGGUUGAGAAUCCCCUAUACAGGCUACAUGGAGCUUGAUGUGACUGUUUUUGGUGGCACCCUGACAAAAAUGGGUGUGUUAGUGGUGGAGGACCCUCCAGAUGGGAGCGUUCAGCAGCCACAGAGUGUGCCUGGCCUCUUGGGGAUGAAUAUCAUUAGCCGUUGUUACCACCUACUCUUUGAGCAGUUUGGCCCUCGCCUGUUUGAAUCUCCUGCCCUUGAAAAUGCCAGUAAGACGUGGAAAGAGACACUUCAUAAGUGUCAGCGCAUUGAGGCUUUGAAUACAUCCGGGUAUUUAGGUAAAGCAAAAGUCCACGGUCGAGCGGUUUGUGUCCCUGCUGGUUCGUUGAAAUGGAUACGUACUAGCUGCCCCUCUGCUGCUAACAUUAACCUUCCGUCAGUGCUCCUGGAGCCCAUAGCGACAGGUAAUCCCCUUCCAGGGGGCAUCUUGGUUUCCCCGGCCCUCCUUUCUGUUGAACAGGGUGUUGUUGACAUUCCGGUGGUCAAUGUGGGAAUUGAGGAUGUUUGGUUACCGCCCUGUACACAACUAGGUGAAUUGCAUGUGGUGGACCCUCCAUCAUCUGGGGACUCUGUCAUUACUGAAGAGUCUGAUGAUCCCACGAUGCAGAUAAUGAUGCAUGAAGUGACUGUACAGGCGCAUCCGCACCUUGAUUUUUCCGAGCUCUCAUGGCCUAACUUGUCCAAUGAACAGUCACAACAAGGAGUGUCACUUUUGCGGAAGCAUUGCUCAGUUUUUAGCCAUGGGGAGGGAGAUUUAGGAUGUACCACGUUAGUGGAACAUGAGAUCCCUUUAAUGGAUGAUGCCCCAGUGCGACAGCGGUAUCGCCGACUUCCACCCUCUCAGUAUGAACAAGUGAAAGCCCAUAUUAAAGAUUUGUUGGAUCGGGGGGUAGUGCGUCCAAGCAGUAGCCCUUAUUCUUCUCCGAUUGUGGUGGUUUUCAAGAAAAAUGGAGAGAUUAGGCUGUGUGUCGAUUACCGUUUGCUUAAUGCCAAGACACGGAAAGAUGCUUACCCAUUACCCCGUAUUGAGGAGUCAUUAGAUGCCCUGACGGGAGCACAGUGGUUCUCUACAUUGGACCUUGCAAGUGGGUAUAAUCAAGUACCAGUGGCUGAGAAGGACAAAGCUAAGACUGCUUUCUGUACCCCUUUUGGUCUUUUCGAAUUCAAUCGAAUGCCAUUUGGGCUCUGUAAUGCCCCUAGCACCUUUCAGAGGCUAAUGGAGCGGAUUUUUGGGGAUCAAAGUUUCCAGUCCCUUUUAUUGUACCUGGAUGAUAUUGUUGUGUUUUCAUCCUCCUUUGAGCAGCAUCUGGAGCGUCUUGACCUGGUCUUAACACGCCUCAAAGAGCACAAUCUAAAGUUGAAGCUGGAGAAGUGUCACUUUUUCCAGCCGGAGGUUCAAUACCUCGGGCAUGUAAUAUCUGCUUCUGGGGUGGCGACUGACCCUUCUAAGAUUAGUGCAGUGGCUGAGUGGGCACGACCAACUACUUGUACAGAGCUACAGUCAUUUUUGGGAUUUGCCUCAUACUAUCGGCGUUUUGUUAGAGGUUUUGCCAAGUAUGCUGCCCGCUUCACCGGCUGGUGGGCGAGUUGGGAGGUACCAAGAAGAAACGUAGAAGUGGUGCCAGUGGGGCAAUGUGUCAUCUUUGGAGUGAGGAAUGUGAGAAUGCAUUCCAAACACUAAAAAGGCUGCUGGUUAGUGCCCCAGUAUUGGCAUAUGCAGAUUUUGCUAAACCUUUUGUCCUUGAGAUAGAUGCUAGCCAGGCAGGUUUAGGGGCAGUUUUAUCUCAGGAGCAAGAAGGAAAGAGACGGCCAGUUGCUUUUGCUAGCCGGGGCCUGCGACCUAGUGAAAGGAAUAUCUAAUUAUAGU